Molecule: messenger RNA, 1773 nt
Organism: Pistacia vera
Lineage: Eukaryota; Viridiplantae; Streptophyta; Magnoliopsida; Sapindales; Anacardiaceae
Product: serine/threonine-protein kinase PEPKR2
Exons: 4
Coding region: 349-1773 (474 amino acids)
Biological process (GO): peptidyl-serine phosphorylation; intracellular signal transduction; protein autophosphorylation
Cellular component (GO): nucleus; cytoplasm
Molecular function (GO): calcium/calmodulin-dependent protein kinase activity; calmodulin binding; calcium-dependent protein serine/threonine kinase activity
Source: RefSeq, a predicted model, not a curated record
AUAAGUUAUUUUGGUACGUAAAAAGACUUCUUUUUUUUUUCCCAAAUCGUAUGAUCGGAGAGUUCUAGGGUUUCUAGUUGGAUUCGAUCCUCUGGAUUUUGGUUUUCAGAUUCGCAAAUAUUCGGUCACGAUUCGCUUUUAACAUUCAUUGAUCGUUAGUGAAAUAAGUUUGAUUUCGCUUUUUUCGUUCUGGAAUUUGUUAAACCGCGAAGAACAUUGUUUCGGAUUGAAGGAGCAAAAUUCCGAAGUGAAUUGCAGAAACAUAAUGGGAUAUUUUGAUCACUUAAAGAGAUAUUAAUAUAAUUUAGGCAUUUUGUUAGAUAGAAGUUUAUCAUCAAAUUAGAUGUCAUGAGGAAGAAGAGAAAAGGUAGCGAAACUGAUGCUUGUAAAAGUACACCCAUUAAAGAGGAAUUGGGACCAACUCGAGGUUCACUGGAAUCAUCUAAUAUUAGGUCUCAUUACUCAUUAGAAGAUUACAGUAGGUUGAGAAAGAAGUGCAAAGAAGAUGCAAGUCCUAAACCUCCUGGUUCAUUUAAAAGUAGGCUUGCAGGUAUUGCUACCGCCCCACCUUGUGGUGCCUCUUCAUCUUUGGUUCCCCCAGGACGAGGACUUAAGAGGAAGAUAGGUUGCAUAGAUGUGAAUACUCAAAUGGGUAGGAAGAAUAAGGUUGAAGACGAUUAUACUAAGGUUGAUGUAAUUGGGCAUGGGAAAUUCGGGUCUGUCUGGUUGGUGAAGUCUAGGGUUAGUGGCGCAGAGUUUGCAUGUAAGAUUUUGCGUAAGGGAGAGGAGACUGUUCAUAGGGAAGUGGAGAUAAUGCAGCACUUGUCGGGUCAUCCUGGUGUUGUUACAUUGCAUGCAGUCUACGAGGAAGCAGAGUUUUUUCAUCUUGUAAUGGAGUUGUGCUCUGGGGGGCGAUUGAUUGAUCAUAUGGUGGAGGUUCAGUAUUCAGAACAACGUGCUGCUAAUAUAUUCAAGGAUGUAAUGUUGGUUAUUAAGUAUUGUCAUGAUAUGGGAGUUGUGCACAGAGACAUUAAACCAGAAAAUAUUCUUCUCUCCAACUCAGGGAAAAUAAAGCUUGCGGAUUUUGGCUUGGCCAUGAGAAUUUCAAAUGGUCAGACUUUGUCGGGUUUGGCUGGAAGUCCGGCUUAUGUUGCUCCUGAAGUUCUCUCUGGCAAUUAUUCUGAGAAGGUUGAUAUAUGGAGUGCUGGUGUCCUCCUACAUGCUCUCUUGGUUUCUGUUCUUCCAUUUAAAGGAGAUUCCUUGGAAGCAGUUUUUGAGGCAAUCAAGAAUGUAAAGCUAGAUUUCCACUCAGGAAUAUGGGAGGAAAUAUCUAAACCUGCACGGGAUCUGAUGGCAAGAAUGCUGACUAGGGAUGUUUCAUCAAGGAUAACAGCUGAUGAAGUUCUAAGGCACCCAUGGAUAUUGUUCUACACGGAGCGCACAUUAAGGACAUUAACCAUCAAGUCAAAAUUGAAGAACCAAGCAGUAGUAUCUUCCCGUCAACUAGCAAUCCAUUCUGGACAUGAAUUGGCUAGAACCAAGAUAGAUGGUGAACUGCAUGGUGAGGGUUCAGACCUUCACUCAUCAUCUGAAAGUUGGAGCUCGAAGUCAGAGGAGCAAGAUGAAUGUGAUUAUGUGGAUGUGCUUGCAGAGGCCAUUUCCAAUGUGAGGAUUUCAGAGCCCAAGAGGAGUCGACUGUGUGGUCCCACCGGCCCAAUAGAGCAGCAGUGUUCAUCUAACAUGACAGCUAACAAUCUCUGUAGAGCAUUUUGA